This is a messenger RNA of Ooceraea biroi (clonal raider ant), 2693 nucleotides long. Its product is annotated as trichohyalin. Lineage: Eukaryota; Metazoa; Arthropoda; Insecta; Hymenoptera; Formicidae. The record is from RefSeq and is a predicted model, not a curated record.
AAUUUCGGAAAGAUAAGAAAAUAAAGCACGCUCUCUUACUCAUACAAGAUUUUUUAAUAGAAUCGAGAUUAUUAUAGAAAAUAAUUACUCAAUUUAUACAUGCAAGAAUUUGAAAGAAUCUCUGAUGCGUUAUGAUCAAAUCAAGAAAAAAUUGAAGUCGAUAUAAAAAUCUGCGUUAUUACUUGAUAAGUUAAAAGAUUUAACAUUAACAAUUUUUAGAUUUUAACGCAUUUUGUGCAUUAUUAAAAUGCACACCGAUAAGUUUUACAAAAGUUUGCUUUAGGUUGUUCCAUUUACUGCAUUAAAAAUAAACGUACAACGUGCGGUGUAAUAUUUGCAGCGUUUCGAUUUUCUUCAACUAUAUAUAAUUUCUCUACCCCCGUCUUCCACCGAACUUAUGAAUGGGGAUCGGGACAUUCACCUGUGGGGUCGGGGGACUGAAACUCCCCUUAACAACAGAAACAAGCACGCAUAAACAAGAGACCACAGUCUACGAUGUGAACUGAUCGAUGCAGGCGACAGUUUUUUAAUAAUUGUCUCACGUCAAACUGGCGAGCAUGGUGCAAUUCGACGAAGCGAGGAAAUUAAUGGAUGAGAUGAUGAAGGUGGCGAUUUUCCAGCCGUUCGAGACACGUCGGAUGCUGGAGGAUGAAAGGAGAAACUUCGUGGAUCCGAAUUUAGUUAUGGAUGCAAGGCAUAGGAUAUUUCGCGAAAAUUUGUACAGUUCUCCAGCGAGACCUGUACUAACAGACACCAAAAAAUUAUUGACGCAGGAGGAGAUGAGGGAACUGCAGUUAAAGAGAGAAGAAGCAAUUGUAGAGAGGGAAUUACGGAAGUUUGAACAGGACUUACAAAAAUCUCGGCCUAAAUUUUGCGAGCCGUGCAGCAGAAAAAAUAUAGCCAACUCGGAUGACGAAAACUUUUGGAGAACAUCCAGCAGAAUCAAGCAAGCAGUUAUCAAUAAAAGAAGAGAAAACAGAGGUAAAACGAGCGAGCACAAGCAGACGACCAUCCGGAAAAGAAACGGACAGGUAGAAAGUCCUUCGACCGAAUUUAAAGAUACCAGACGAGAAUGUUCAAUAACCGAGAUUGAAGGGUCGUUCGGUAACAUCAAAGUGACUAUUAAGGACAAACCAAGCUGCGAAUCAAAGAAUCGAUUAUGCGUUUUGAGGUCGUGCUUCAGGGCUCUUCAGGAGAACGCGCGGCAUAAGCAACGCCUCCGCGAGAUCAAGACCAACAUCCAGAGCACCGCGAUCCGCAGGAACCUGAGACGCUGUAUUCGCGUGUGGAAGACGCACGUGGAGAACGCGAAGAAGGCGCGACAAAACGCGGUGGAGGAUUCCGACGCGUGCAAGAUAGAGAUGUUCAUUGAUAUUAUCGCGGAGACGCAGAAGGAAUUGACGAAAUGCCGAAGAGCGGAAUCGAAAGCGCCUUCCGCAACAAGCGGAAAGGAUGCUGAGGCGAGAAAGAGGACUCCUAGCAGGCCGUUCGUCGUCGAGUCGCCGGCACAAAGUCGGUUGAACGCUCAGAAAGAGAUCAUCCGUAAGCAGAAAAUAAAAUUGGCCGAGCAGAGUAAGAUCAUUGAAGAACUGAAGCUGAAGCAGGUGCAGGAGGAAAUAACGAGGUCUGGCGAGGAGACGAUUGACGUGGCCAAGGAGACUUUGACGCACUGCGGUCAGCAAACUAGGAGGACCCUGAUCCAGCUGAUGAGACAAGCAGGCUACAGGGACAAAUCUCUGACGGCGCCGGUGCGGGUGCCGAGUCCGCCUAGAUUUCUGACGAGGAUGGAGGCGCGGGCCGAAGCGCGGAAGAACAGAAUAAAAUUGCGUGAAGAGAUGCGGCAGAGGAAACUGGAGGACGAGAGGAGAAAGGAAGAGAUCGCCAGGAGGGAGGAGGAGCAAGAGAGGAGAAGAUCGCAACAAGAGGCCCUGCGCGAGGCAAGAAGACUGCGCGAGGAACGAGAGCAGCAACGAGCGCGCGAAAUAGAAAGAUGUAAGAGGCUGAACGCCAUGGCGGACGUAUUUUAUCGCAAGCACUUGUUGCGACGUUACAUAAUGGAACCAUUCAUCGCGCUCGUCGAAAUGAAGAACGAUCGCAUGAGCAAAGCCAAGGACCAUUACGAACGAUGCUUGCUGCGAGAAGCGUUCGUGAGGUGGAAAAUGGAAACGGAACACCAAAAUCAAAUUAGGACCGAGCUAGCUGUAACGCUGUACAAUAGGAAUUUAUUGUGGUACGCGUUGCGAGAGUGGCGGGAAGCGGCGAAGGAAGCGAGGAGACAGGAACAGGUAGCUAGAGAUUUCUCCGACAUGAGAUUGCAGAGCAAGUGCUUCACACUGUGGAAGAUAAGGACAAUGGAGUAUAAAGCGGAGCGCUUGAAGAACGAGCGUUUAGCGCGGGAACACUAUGAGGAGAGACUGAGAAGCAGGUACUUCAACAUGUGGAAGAGGUAUCCAAAGAUAGUGCCGGAUAUCAAGGAAAGCGAACGAAUAAGGAACACGUGGCGCGAAAUAGUGCAGGAGGUGAUACCGGAUUUCGAUCCUAGGCAGAGAGGUGUAAUAUUAGAAGACUAGCAACGAAUAUAGCAAUAGCACAGAUUUAAUACUAUACGACAAUCGUUAGCCUCGUACGUGGAUGCGUGGUGUGUGCGUGCGAGAGGUAAAGAAUAGCCUUACUCCUAAAUAAACACGUAGGAU